Molecule: messenger RNA, 2007 nt
Organism: Oreochromis aureus
Lineage: Eukaryota; Metazoa; Chordata; Actinopteri; Cichliformes; Cichlidae
Product: immunoglobulin superfamily member 11-like
Exons: 3
Coding region: 1242-1886 (214 amino acids)
Biological process (GO): immune response; cell surface receptor signaling pathway; positive regulation of T cell proliferation
Cellular component (GO): external side of plasma membrane
Source: RefSeq, a predicted model, not a curated record
ACAUUAAGAAACAUUCCUGAAAUAUGUGACCUGUAUAAAGUAUUAAGGAAAUCACUGUGUAAGUCAUGUCUUAAAUGUUUUCCACGUCAUUCACGUUUGAAUCACAAAAUUUAAAAAAAAUCUGGGUCAUUCAUAACAACCUGGAAGAGUUGGGCUUACAAUUAUUAACCAAUUUAAACACUGGGUGGUGAAUAGAAGAUGUGUAUUUACAGUGUGUAAGUAAAGGGUGAUGUGCACUAAACUGAACUCUUAAGAACACCAGAGUGACUACACUGUACUGAUUAUGGUGAAAUAAGCAGGAAAAGAAUUUUAAAAUACUGAUUUUGGUGGUCAAGAUCAUUGUGUACAUGACAAAGGCAUAUUUAAACCUGUAUUUAAAAAAAAUAACUAAAAUGUUUAAUUAAAAAUCUUGGAGGUCGCAGACUAAAUGCCUACCAUAUCCUCUGGCUUUUUAGCUAGAAGACACAGCCUUGUGUUGGUGCAACGCCAGCUUCAGCAGACAGAACAAAAGACAAAGGCUGAUAUUGGUACAAUGGCAUCCUUACCCUCGCCCCCCUUUUAGUUUUUAGGGACAAAGCCGAGAGCACAAAGCAACGAUUCUACUAUACGCGAACAAGUAGAAACAGAGGCUUCAAGACUAACCGUUCAUCACUGCUUUACUGUCUAUUAAAUAUUAAACUAAAUAAAUAAAUAAAUACAUACAUAAAUAAAAACUCCAUUCUUGAAUAUCAGACUCUGCUUUGUUUUACUUUUAUUGAUAAGUCUGUAAACUUAGUCACUAUUUGUGUGCCUUCUUUCCAGGUCUCACAUAAACCUAAUUAGCAGCACUUUCAAAAUCUUUUACACCACUUUUAAUAAAGGCGCUUUGAAUGAUGAACCGCUGAAUGCUGAUUGACCUGUAAUCCCGCUGCUUUGUCUACAGCAGCUAUGAUGAUUUCACUCUGUUUUGUUGUCCUUUGUAAAAUGAGCCGCUCUGAGGUCAUUGCACUUAUUCGUGCUCUAAUUGGUCAGAGUUAAUAACCAGCUUCGUGUGACGCCUAUCCCACUUUUAGGAUAACUCCAGAUAACAGAGAGACAGGCCGGGCGUGCUGGAAUCACUCAGCACAAGGACCUGUGCUCACAGUCAGAGACUUUCAGCUUUAUUUCAACUUUAAUCACAUUCAGUCAGAUUUGAAACUCGGGCUCUGUUAUUCACUGCGAAUAUCAGCACAGUCAGACUGAGAGUCGGAUUAACACUUUACAUGAUAAUUGGAUUAAAACUGCACCGUAACACCAACAUGUCUGCUGGGACUGCGGCGCUCUGCUCGACUUUCCUAUUUGCCUUCGUGUCAGUGUCUGCAGACCAGAAAAACAUCACAGCUGAGUCUGGACAGGACGUCACUCUGCCAUGUCGAGCUCCAGACAACAACAACACAAACUAUGUAAAGUGGAGCAGAGCUGACCUGGGAGAUGAAUAUGUGAUUUUGUAUCGGGACGAGCAGUUGGAUCCAGAAAACCAGCAUCCAUCUUUUGAGAAUCGGGUGGUUUUCCAGGACAGACAGAUGAAGGAUGGAGACGUGUCUUUGAUUCUGAACAAUGUGAUGAUUAAUGAUACUGGAACAUACGAGUGUCGUGUCACUAUGACAGGAACAAACCACAGUAAGGGAGCUCAUAUGCGUGUCAGCAGAAUCGACCUGACUGUUGUUGUUCCUCCAGGUCAGACAGGAGGAUCUGUUGGACUGAUUGUUGGUCUGUCAGUUUCUGCUGUGCUUCUUGCUGUUGUUGGUUUCUUGACCUACAGAAGAUGUAAACUGAAUCCUGCUGAUCCAGAUAAAGCAGAGCUUCUUAAGCCUCCACAGCACAAAUGUGAGUCAGAUGAACAAACACAAAGAAACAUAGAUAAAUGAUGGUGAACCUCCAGCAGAUGGCUGUAGAAAGCUGGAUGUUCAGAUCAAUGUUCUCUCUAAUUUUUCAUGUGUCUGAGCGAACACACAAACUCCCUGAGCGAUCCCUUGGACCACUGUGAGC